AUGGAUAGUCUUAGCCUCACUGUCCUGGAGGACCGGGCUCGUUUUCAUGGUGGCACCACAUCCACCCACUUAAUCAGACAAUGGGCUGAGACUGCUGUUGAGGUGGAGCAGGGUGUGGGUGUCCGCCAACGCAACACCCAGCGAUAUCGGUAUUGUCGCCAGGUGGAUGAAGCGGCGUUAGACUCGGUGGCUCACAAGUCCUCAGCGCCUUGGGGGGAAAUACCCGGAAAUAAUGUGGCUAUGUCAAGUUCAUUAAAUAAGGAAUGGAAACCGCAUGACCCAGUGGAAUAUGAAGAUGAGUAUGAGAUGCUUGUAGAGGAUCCCUGA
Molecule: messenger RNA, 327 nt
Organism: Aspergillus novofumigatus IBT 16806
Lineage: Eukaryota; Fungi; Ascomycota; Eurotiomycetes; Eurotiales; Aspergillaceae
Exons: 1
Coding region: 1-327 (108 amino acids)
Source: RefSeq, a predicted model, not a curated record